This is a messenger RNA of Hordeum vulgare subsp. vulgare (domesticated barley), 1054 nucleotides long. RefSeq names its product leucine-rich repeat extensin-like protein 5. The transcript has 6 exons. Lineage: Eukaryota; Viridiplantae; Streptophyta; Magnoliopsida; Poales; Poaceae. Bases 1 to 789 code for a protein of 262 amino acids. The record is from RefSeq and is a predicted model, not a curated record.
AUGGCGAAAUCUGAAAAUAUCCCCCGCAGUCCCGCACCCGGCUUCGCAUCCCCAGUUCCCCUCCUCUUGCUCCUGCAAAGAAAUAGCCGCCCCUUCUUCUCAUCUCCCCCUCAGUCCGGCGAGCUCCCCGGCCCUUCCGACAAAACCCCCGGCGACCGCGGCCCAACCCACCCCCGUGCUGCUUCCGCGCCGGCACGCACGCCGCCCGCUCGCCCCGCGCACUCCACCCUACGCUCCGGCCCCGCCCGACCGCUCUUCGCCGCACCUGCUGUAGCCGCCGGCGCGACCGGCCACCACUGGUCGUGGCUGCGCUGCAAAGAAGCUAGGGUUUCCGCCGCGCCGUCGCCUCCGUCGGACUCCGCCUCCCCGUCGCGGACAUCUCGGGCGAAAUGGCUGGAGGGUUGGCCCUCUCCCCUUCGUUAUCGACCAGAUCCGUCAAGCACGUCUCCUGGCGCACGGGAAGCUUCCCAGGAUGGAUUCAGCGUGAGGAUGGAUCCUGCGUCAGGAUGGAUUCGAGAUCGGAUCCAAGGUCAGGUCAAUGAUUUCCUAAUUGACAUGUUUGGAGACAUUAAGAUGUGGGCGUUUAGAGGUUACUUCGAAGGUUACGGGAAAUUUUUGCACGGAUAUCUUUCAGGUGCGGAAUUUGCCCUUGUGCGCAUAGAUCAAUCUUUGCUUGAUAAUGAGGAGUUGGUAAGGGAAGUUUCCGAUUGCAAGAAAAUUGGUGAAGCAUUCUCUUCAGGAUACUUAAUUGCAUGGCCUUCAGCUUUUAUUCGAGAGAAGGAUAAUUGAGUUACGGUUGAAUUCUUGGAUGCGGAAGCAAAUAAAAUCUGAAGAUUUUAUCUACCAAUAAUCGUAGUUUACAUUGAUAGAUUGAAAAAUGUAGUAUGAAUCACAAGAUCUUUUUCUUUCGUCUAGUUGAUGCAAAUUCUAUGGUGUAAUAUUCUUCAUAGUUGUGUUUUCUAUGCUCAAAAUGAUAUGAAUGAUAUCUUUAUUGUAAUGUGUAUGUAUCAUACACUUGUAUAUUCUUAAUCAGUAUCUUCAUAUUGAGGAUUUC